ACUUUAUCAAUAAUUUCAAAGUUCAAAAAUCGGAUUGUUAUUCGUGAAGCAUUAUUUACGCUUUAGUAUUCCAAUGGACGGAUUUAAGAUCGCAGUUUUCGCAUUUAUUUUAUGGGGAUUCCAAAUAUGUAUUAUUCAAUGUCAGGAUUGUGAGAUACAACCAAAUUUUUCAGGAAAGGUAUUUUCGAAUGCCGCUGACUUUUCCACUCAGGAGAAAUGUUGGUUCAUUCCUGUUGUGGCAGGCCAUUAUAUUCAUUUAAAGCUUAAGAAUUUAAUUUCCAGCGCUGCAUGCAGAGAUGGCUAUGUGAGAAUAUUUAUUACAGGAACCGGUGACGAAUAUGAAUUUUGCAGCACAGAUAAAACCAAAAAUCCCAUCACAGCUUUUGGGAAUAUUACUGUGACUCAUGUAGCGCAGUACAUGGGAACAUCUUCGAGCUUUGAAUUAGAAUAUUCAGUUAGGUCUAUCGAAUGCAUAAACAAAAAUAGUUUCAAAUGCGAUGAUAAUUCAUGCAUUCCCGAAGAAGAAGUUUGUGAUGGUGUGAAAGAUUGCAAAAAUGGUGCCGAUGAAAUUGGAUGUGAGACUGGAGUGCUAUCUAUCGAAGGAGUUUUCGAGGCAAGAGAGAAGGCCGUUUCCUGGUUGAAACAAAAAAGAACGGCUGCCUGGGGUUGGAAAGAGAACACCUCCCGAGCUGUUGUAGCUCUGUAUUUGGCAUCGGCUGCUAGCUUCAAUAGUACUCUCCUUGAGGAAGAAUUGAUUGUAAAACAAAAUGAAGUCAAGACUACAGUUUCUCUAUUAAGACCAUCCCUGACAAACAGCGAGUUAAGCAUGUUCAUCAAUGCCCUCCUGGUCACAUGCCACAACCCCCGACAAUUCUAUGGUAACGACUUGGUGAAACGACUCAAAGAGCAAGUGGAGAAACCAGACAACUUCACGCACCCUUUGGCUUAUUUAACACUCUGCAAUGCCAAUGAACCCUGGCCUCUUAAAGCCAGAUCAGAUCUCAAUAGCAUUCUGAAUACUGAUUCGGAGUAUCCUUUUGUGAAAGAUCUUCAAGCAAUGGCUAUUAUGGCUUUAUCAUGCGAGGCGAACCGUAGCAGAAACAUCGAUCAUAUUCUCAAAAAUACUACUUUAUCCUUCUACAAGGAGACGAUUCAACAGUUUUUAAAGCUCCAAGCUACGGAUGGGAGUUUCGGAAAUGUCUAUACCACAGCUUUAAUAACGCAAGCCCUUCUUUCCAGUGGUCAAGAGCAAAGUGGUGACUGGAAACUGAAUUCAACAAUUAAGUACUUGAUGAAACAGGUUAACUCUUCUUCCGCAAAUUUCUUGGCGAUAUACUUGACUCUUCCUAUUUUGAAUGGAAAAAGUCUCAUGGAUAUCUCAAAUGUAAAUUGCUCUGCUAAUCCCCGGAAACUUGAGAAUGACUCUGUCUCUGAAAUUAGUGAUUAUUUGGGACCGAAGAUACGAGUGCAAUACUCUCUGUAUGUAGGGGACGAAAAGGACGUCAUUCAUACCAUUUCUCUCCUAGUACCAGAAAGUUACAGAGCUUCCGAAGUUAUGGAGUUGGCUGCAAUGGAAGAUCCGAAAUACAAGUUUGAAUGGAAAACCACAUCAGGGAAGAUGUACGUAUAUGAAAUAGCAGGCAUCACAAACGACCCCGAAGCAGGGAAAUUCUGGCUACUAUAUGUGGGCUCUGCCGACAGUACUAAGCCGUUAACUCAUUUAACAAAUAGCCCAGAUGAAAUUGUUAUGGCUGACGGAGAACAUCUUGUUUUAUGGUACAGAACAGCAACGAUUUGAUGGAUGGAAGAAUUAUGUAGUGUAAUAUGUUAGAAUUUAUUUUUCUUACUAAAUAGAAAGGAAUUUUCUAGAUGACAAAUUUACAAUAAAAGAAAUAACUGGUUGUAACAGACUGUUUAUAAUCUAUAUCGUGUAAAAUUGUAACAUCCAAAUUUUUGUGUUUUUUAUUCUAAUAAAACUAUUUUA
Molecule: messenger RNA, 1984 nt
Organism: Argiope bruennichi
Lineage: Eukaryota; Metazoa; Arthropoda; Arachnida; Araneae; Araneidae
Exons: 11
Coding region: 74-1798 (574 amino acids)
Biological process (GO): cobalamin transport
Molecular function (GO): cobalamin binding; protein binding
Source: RefSeq, a predicted model, not a curated record